GAUAAGAAAAACUAAAAGUUUAAGGAACAUUAUCUCCAUGAAGUUAAUAUCAUUCCAGAACAUAAUCUAAAUGCAUAAUGGGUUUAUUUCGUGAAGUCUCGAAUAUGGUCAAGGAUACAGACAACUAGAAGCUGAAAAUUGUAUCCCCGUCGUACAGGACUCCGACAAAGAAAACAUUGAUCUGGGUGGAAUGCAGUUUAUGCACAUGGAGUUUUUGGACGAAGCUUUCCUACAUCCUGAGGGGCUGGCCGGUGUUGAAAUGGCGAAAGAGCUGGUAACUGUUCCGAAAUGUAAAACCUGUAUCAAAAAUUCGAGUUUCGAUGCGGAGAAUCGGAAGUUAAAAAGAAAGCUGGACAAUGCAGAAGCUUCGAUGACCAAAGACCAGUUUUAUAUGUUGACUAACAAUGUGAAAAGAGUCAAACGAUGGUCAGACAAGAGUAUUACCGAUGGUCUUCAUUGCAAGUUCUCUUGUGGGUCAACCGCGUACGAAUUGGAAAGAAAAAAGUGGUUCUUACCAAGCGGACGUACACUACGUGAACGUUUUCAAGCUAUUCAUUUCGAGAGCGGCAUACUUGAAGAAAUAUUCGUUUUAUUUUCCCAUAAAGUGCCUAGUAUGCAAGAAGGUGACAAAAACUGUGCGGUAAUUUUCGAUGAAAUGGCGAUUCAGCCAGGUAUCAACUAUUGCAACAACCUGGAAGUUUGUCGCUUCCCAACCAUGACGGGAUAGCUAAU
Messenger RNA from Armigeres subalbatus, 732 nucleotides. RefSeq lists its product as uncharacterized. Bases 191 to 727 code for a protein of 178 amino acids. The record is from RefSeq and is a predicted model, not a curated record. NCBI's taxonomy places the organism in Eukaryota, Metazoa, Arthropoda, Insecta, Diptera, Culicidae. The transcript has 2 exons.